Messenger RNA from Miscanthus lutarioriparius, 2751 nucleotides. The record is from the annotation of a GenBank genome assembly. Lineage: Eukaryota; Viridiplantae; Streptophyta; Magnoliopsida; Poales; Poaceae.
AUGGGCGGCGGGGGCGGCGAGGGAGGGGAGGAAGAGUUGGAGGACGAGCUCGAAGCGCUGCUCAGUUCCGGCGCCGGUGGCCAGCGGCGGCGACCAGCGGACGCGGGCGAGAGGGAGAGGGAGCGUGAGCUCAGCAUGUUCCGGAGCGGCUCGGCGCCGCCGACCAUAGAGGGUUCUCUGAACGCCAUCAGCGGCCUGCUCCGCGGCGACGGAGAGGUGGCAGUGACGGCUGCCCCGAUUCCUGUUGCUGAGGCGUUGAACGGGCAUAGUGGCCUCCUCUCGGAGGAGGAGCUCCGGGCCGAUCCAGCCUACCUGUCUUACUACUACUCUCACGGAAAUCUUAACCCGAGGCUGCCGCCACCGGUGCUGUCCAAGGAGGAUUGGCGGUCAACCCAGCGCCUGAAAUCUGGGGUGGUUGGGGGGAUUGGGGACAAGAGGAAGCCUAUUCAGGAGGAUGCCAGACAAGGGACGGGGACUGCAGUAGGGAGGUCUCUGUUCUCACAGCAUCCUGGUUUUGAGCGGGACGAGGAAGCCAUGAAUGAUGGGGUGGACAAUAUUGGCCGCAGAACACCUACUUCAGAGCAUCCCUCCCGCACGGCCAGUCGCAAUUCUUUUCUUGACAAUCAGGAGCCAGUGAAUCCUGCUGAGAACCAAUAUGCUAUGCAUAAUGAUAUUUUGGAUGUGCAUCAUCCUAUUGGAAACAUGCAAAAUAGAGAUAUAAGUGAUCAGCAGAAAUUUUCACUUGACUCACAAGCAGCUCAAGUCCAUAAUAAGCAGCAUUCUGUGAUGUUAGAAACUGAUGAUGGAUAUUUGGGUAUACCAUCAAUGUCACAAUCAUCCAAUUCUUCAUUUGCUGACGUUAAUAACAGUGUUGCCGGUCUAGCAGAGUUUAGAAAUAGUACCAACACAAGUGGAUACCCACUCAGCCCAGGAUUGCCUUCUAUGAUGCCCCCUUUGUUUGAGAGUGCUGCUGCUGCAUCUGCUAUAGCCGCACUUGGUGCAGAUUCAAGAAACCUUGGAAACAAUAGUUUAUCUUCACCUACAUUGAGCCUAACUGAUGCACAUAACCUUGGUCGUGGUGGUAAUCAAGCUCCCACAGUUCAAAAAGCUUAUAUUGAAGUCUUGCUUCAGCAGCAGAAACAAUUUGAAAUGCCACUUCUUGGUAAAUCAACCGCUUCAAAUCAUGGGUAUUAUGGCAAUUUGGCUUUUGGCAUGGGCAUGGCAUACCCAGGAAGCCCAUUGAGCAGUCCUGUUGCUUCUCAAUCGGGUCCUGGCAGUCCACUUAGGCUUGGUGAGCGAAAUCUGAGGUUUCCGUCUAACUUGAGAAACAUAGGUGGCUGGAACUCUGAUCCAAGUGGCUACAUGAAUGAGAACUUCCCAUCCUCGCUUUUGGAUGAAUUUAAAAGUAACAAAGCCAGAAGUUUUGAGCUUGCUGAGAUCGCUGGGCAUGUGGUUGAGUUUAGUGCUGACCAAUAUGGAAGUCGUUUCAUACAGCAAAAACUUGAAACUGCCACAGUUGAAGAAAAGAACAUGGUCUUUGAGGAGAUCAUGCCUCAUGCACUAUCAUUGAUGACUGAUGUGUUUGGAAAUUAUGUAGUACAGAAGUUUUUUGAGCAUGGGAGUGCAGAACAACGGAGGGAGUUGGCUGAUAAACUAUUUGGACAUGUAUUAGCUCUCAGUCUUCAGAUGUAUGGAUGCCGAGUUAUCCAAAAGAAAUGUAUUGAAUGUGUCCCAGAAGAUUCUAUCCAGUUUAUAAUAUCAACAUUCUAUGGUCAUGUUGUUCCAUUAUCAACCCAUCCUUAUGGCUGCAGAGUCAUACAGAGAGUACUUGAGCACUGUGCUGAUCAAAAAACACAGCAAAUAGUUAUGGACGAGAUAUUGCAAUCUGUAUGCAUGUUGGCACAGGAUCAAUAUGGAAAUUAUGUUGUCCAGCAUGUUUUAGAGCACGGGAAGCCUCAUGAAAGAUCGAUCAUUAUUGAGAAAUUAGCUGGACAGAUCAUUCAGAUGAGCCAACAGAAGUUUGCCUCGAACGUGGUUGAGAAGUGUCUAACAUUUGGGGGACCUACAGAGCGAGAAGUUCUCAUAAAUGAAAUGCUUGGGACCACUGAUGAGAAUGAACCUCUACAGGCCAUGAUGAAGGAUCAGUUUGGUAACUAUGUUGUACAGAAAGUACUCGAGACUUGUGACGACCAGCAACGUGAGUUGAUCCUGUCACGGGUAAAGGUUCACUUAAAUGCUCUGAAGAAAUAUACAUAUGGGAAGCACAUAGUUGCUCGUGUAGAAAAACUUGUUGCCGCUGGUGACAUGGAAGACGACGACGACGCCGGCGCCGGCGCCGGCUUCGGCGCGUGCGGCCGCGUGCUCGAGUGGGAGCACGGCCUCCCCACGGAGGAGGAGCUAACGCCGCUCUCGCACCCGCUCGUCCCUCCGGCGCUCGCCGCCGCGUUCCGGAUCGACGUCAGGGGCACCGCCUUCGACUGCCCCGCCUUCGCGCACAACUCCCCCACCUCUCACCUGUCCUUCCGCUGCGACGACGAGGACGAGGACGAUGAGGAGGAGGGGGAGGGGGUGGGGGAGGAGGAGAGCGAGGACGCCACCUCCGGAAGCGGCUCGUGCCGAGGCGGGACUGGGAGGGCCGGGAAGAAGGCGAGGAUGGUGUGGACGCCGGAGCUGCACCACCGGUUCGUCGAGGCGGUGGCGCACCUCGGCGACAAGGGCGCCGUGCCCAAGGCCAUCGUGCGCCUCGCAUGA